Stegostoma tigrinum is the source of this 1935-nucleotide messenger RNA. RefSeq names its product radial spoke head 14 homolog (gene rsph14). Bases 100 to 1122 code for a protein of 340 amino acids. Lineage: Eukaryota; Metazoa; Chordata; Chondrichthyes; Orectolobiformes; Stegostomatidae. The record is from RefSeq and is a predicted model, not a curated record. The transcript is spliced from 6 exons.
GAGCCGAGCUUUCAAACAUUCACCAGCGAAACAUCGGAGUGUGAGCUCGACUUCUGAGCCCUUGGAGCUUCGCAGUUGCUGUUUUAAAAAAGAGAGAAAAUGGCUCACACGAGAAUUUCUGCCAAGUAUCCUCCUCACAUCGACCCGACCAAGGCGCCCAUUGCCUUCGGGGACCGCGCUUUGCCCAAGCUGAAACGGGAGCUAGCGGAUCCCGAUCUCCUGGUCCGGCAACGGGCCCUCAUGGCUCUGUGUGACUUGCUGCACGACCCCGAGUUAGCUUACACGGCGGUCGAGGUCGGCUGUUUGGAGAACUUAAAAUUUCUUUUGAAGGAUGAGGAUGCUACUGUUCGUCGCAAGACCACAGAAAUUUUCUAUAUUUUGGUUACACAUAGUAUUGGAAGAUUUGCAUUUUUGGAAAAUGAUGUCAUUAUGCCAUUGUCUGAGCUGCUUGAAGAUCCUGAGGACAUCUGUCGCAAAAACAUGCAUAUGGUUCUGGAGAUGUUCUCGCAAAUCCCAGCAGGUGCUGCUGCAAUUGUAUAUGCUGGCCUGAUGCCUGAUCUGAUUAUGAAGCUGCGAACAGAGCUGGACGAGAUUCAGGAGUUGAUUUUGAAGACACUACACUUCUGUUUGCUGGUGGACACUAAGCAGGCCCUGGACGCUGAGGGCAUAUCAGUGCUGAAGACCAAGCUCAGUCAUAGUUCUGCUACCAUCAGGAGUCUGGCUGCACGAGCUCUCAUUGACAUCAGUGUGCCCUUGGAGGGGAAAAACAAAGUGUGCAAAGAGGAGGUGAUUCCAAUCCUAGUGGAGCUGCUCAGUGACUCAGAGUCUGAAGUCAGAGCUUCUGCAGCAGGAGCAUUGGUAUUUGCCACCAUUACCACACAAGGGAAAUACGACGCUCUGAAGGCUGAUGUCAUUCCACCCUUACUGCACUUGGUGAACGAUCCAGCAAGUAAAGUGCGGCUCAAUGUCAUGAAGGCCAUUGCAACAGUGUCUGAAACUCCAGAGGGAAGAAAAAUCCUGCUGGACCAGGUGGAGCUCCUACAGGGCAAACUGAAGGACCCCAGUGAGGCAGUCAGAAAGGCAGCCAAGAUUGCUAUUGAUGUCAUUACCUGGAAACCCUAGCUGCAUCAGUCAAAAUGUGGUAAUGCUGCACUAUGGGCCCCUCAGACGUGAUCUCUGCACACCCCCUUUUCUAAUCUUGCUUUCCCUCUUUUAUUUUGAAUAUGUUCACACUAACUUUUAUAUAUAAUCAUUUCUGCUCCAUGGCAGCCUAUUGUCUUUUAGUUGGGUUUCCACUAACCUCUACAAGUUCUUUAUUUUCAUAAAGGCUCACUGUCCCAAGAAAUGAAUCCUGUUCCUCUUCCCACAGACGCCAUUUGACCUGCUGAGCAUUCGCAAUACAUUAAGUCUUUAUUUCAGAUUCCCAGCCUCUGCUAUUUGUUCUGGGAUUUGCCAUUAGCCUUAGCUUCCUGCUGCCAUUUAUGGUGUUCUGUGGUUUCCUCCUCUGACACUUCACUCUGUCUGACAUGCUGUAUAGUAUGGCUUUCGUGAGGCCGUGCUUUCAUCCUGUUAAAUUGUGACCAUCAGGAAUUCUCAACUCACUUUUUGGUUUGUUCAGGGCUGUCAAAAUAAUUAAUACCAUUUAUUACCAAUAACUGGUCGAUUAAACCAAUUUUUUAAGGUCUUUUCUUUUAAUAAAGCUCUCUAAGACUGCCUGUCAUUCUGCUCAAUCUUUUUCCAAAUUCUCUUUCAUGUUGUUUCCCAUGUCUGUUUUAUUCUUUGUCUCAUUCUCUCAUGCUUAUAAUCUUGUUCUUCUUCCUUCUGUCUUAUUCCCCGUCUCUCAAUGGGCUGCUGCUCUGUGUACACAGAAUGUAAUGAGUGCAACAGUGCUGUGCGUGAUAAUUUGUCUUUCUAGUAGAUUGGACACAGUUUGUU